Salvelinus fontinalis (brook trout) is the source of this 1303-nucleotide messenger RNA. Its product is annotated as interferon alpha-inducible protein 27-like protein 2A. The record is from RefSeq and is a predicted model, not a curated record. The transcript is spliced from 4 exons. Bases 253 to 561 code for a protein of 102 amino acids. Gene Ontology annotation, biological process: apoptotic signaling pathway. NCBI's taxonomy places the organism in Eukaryota, Metazoa, Chordata, Actinopteri, Salmoniformes, Salmonidae. Gene Ontology annotation, cellular component: mitochondrion; membrane.
UUGACUUUCGUUUCUGUUUGCCUGCUCGACGACAAUGGACAAUGUUCCGGCAGGUCGUGACAACCAACACCCUGUCAAUCAAGUUUCCAAUACGGAAUGCUUGAAAUGUCCAAUAUGCGCACCGAGAUGGGUACAGACACACCCUAAAUUGGCGCACUUAAGUUUCGUUUCCCAAAAAAUUCUAGGCACUGCAUUAUAUAACCCUGACCCAGUCUUUUCCCCUGCAGUCACUGAUACAGUCCCUGAGGAACCAUGGAUCCUUUUACCAUUAUUGCGGUCACAACAGGAGCAGCAGCAGCAGCAGUGGGAGCGGUGGUCUUGGCUCCAGUUGCCCUAGGAGCUGUAGGGUUUACCGCCGCUGGCAUCGCCGCAAACUCUAUUGCAGCCGGCAUGGCUGCAAGCGGCGGUGGUGUGUUGGCUGGAAGCACCAUUGCCGCUCUGCAGACGGCAGCAGGGUUAGCUGGGUCUACAACCGCAGUGCUGGCUGGUGUUGGAGGAGCAGUGGGAUGGCUCACCGCUACAGCAGCUGCACUCAACGCUACAGCAGCUGCACUCAUCUGAUGAUCCAAAUAUUGAUGAUUGAUAGCGGUCUUGGGACAGCUCUCUUGUCAAAGACAAUUUUAAUCACAAAGAUCACCUCUUUAAAUAUAUAUAUUUUUUAAUCCUUUAUUUAGGGAUACAUAUAAACACUAGAUAAGACGGUGAAGGAAUGCUUUGUGUUUAAGAAAUUGUUAUAUUGAAGUUCAUAUCUGCAAUAUUGUGUGCAAUGAAGGCAAAUUAUGACUGACUUGUUCUGUUUGGACAUCAUGCUCAGCUGCACUUUCAAGCCCAGGGCUUUUUUUUUACCUUACUUUCUACUUUUUUAUAUUUCAGUUUAAUACCUUCUUUAUCUCAAUCAAAGGUCAGGUGUUGCCAGAUAUAAUGUAAACAUUUGUCUGGUGUCUUUGUCUCCACAUACACUAUGUGUCAGCUAGGGAUGGAAUGAGGGUGUUAGUACUGUAACGACCCGGUAUUGUGUUCUGUGUUUGUGGGUGUGUUAUGGUUCUCAUGGCUACUAGCAGGGGUUAAAUAUGUCAGGACAGAUGGAAAGGUUGGGGGGGUAUGAUGGGUAAUCCCGCGGGAUUUGGAAAUGCAUAAAGAGGGAUGAGUGUCUCAUAUCUCUCUCUUCUGUUCGGGCCUUGAUCUGUUCCUAUUAGAGUGACCUUAACUCGACAUGUAUAAUUGUGUACGUUCGGCAUUAGCGGCGUGGGCUGUGGCCUGAACAAUAGCCCAGUUUAGGAAUAAACCUGUGUUCUGACCUGUA